This is a messenger RNA of Puccinia graminis f. sp. tritici CRL 75-36-700-3, 3061 nucleotides long. RefSeq lists its product as uncharacterized. The record is from RefSeq and is a predicted model, not a curated record. NCBI's taxonomy places the organism in Eukaryota, Fungi, Basidiomycota, Pucciniomycetes, Pucciniales, Pucciniaceae. Gene Ontology annotation, molecular function: mRNA binding; poly(A) RNA polymerase activity. Gene Ontology annotation, biological process: RNA 3'-end processing. Gene Ontology annotation, cellular component: nucleolus; TRAMP complex. The coding region runs from base 22 to 2652 and encodes 876 amino acids. The transcript is spliced from 6 exons.
AGGUCGAUUUUAUCAGAUUCGAUGACUCAGAUCAGGAAGCUGAACCAGCCAACCAACAGGGCCCAUCAAGAGAACCCCAACAAGGACAAGAACGGCCCGACACGUGGGACUAAACGAAAAUUGGGCGCAGUCAUAACUGAGGAACAGGCCGAUGCGGUCCGCAAGAAGAAAGGAUUGAUCAUCACCCCUUGGUUCGAUCGAUUGUCAUGGAAGGGCCGUAACGUACAGCAGAUGCUGACUGCCGAAAUUGGCUCGUUCGUUGCCUAUAUUCAACCUACGCAUGAAGAACACCAACUGAGACAGAUGAUCAUCCAAAUGAUCAGAAAAACUGUCCACUCUAGAUGGCCUGACGCUGACGUCGAACCCUUUGGAUCCUUUGGUACCAAACUUUAUCUUCCCGCUGGAGACAUCGAUCUAGUGAUCAUUUCAACUCAAAUGAUGAACGAGCAAAAAUCGAGAAUCUUAUACAAGUUAGCGCCAUUGAUCAGAGAGAACAAUAUUGGACAAGACGUAGUGGUCAUAGCCAAGGCGAAGGUACCGAUCAUCAAGUUCAAGACGAUCUUUGGUAACAUCAAUGUCGAUAUCAGCAUCAACCAGACCAACGGGAUCGUUGCAAUGAAGAAGGUUAACGAGCUACUGGAUGACAUCAAGUGCUUAAGCCUAGACAUCUCCGGCUCUACUCGACACUCUCGGGAUCUUGACCAACCCUUAUCCUCUCGAAAAGAACAGAAUGGACCCGCACACUCCCGUCGUCAUCGUCGCACAUCCUCACCAGAUCUCUCUGAUGACGAAAAAGCCAUUUCUCAGAUCAUCGAAGACUUGGGUGCCGCUAAAUGUUUGAUUCUCGUCAUCAAAUCUGUCCUCAAGCAACGUGGAAUGAAUGAGGUUUAUACCGGUGGUUUAGGAUCUUACAGUAUCAUCUGCUUGGUUGUUUCCUUCUUACAAUUGCAUCCCAAAAUUCAGAGAGGUGAUAUCGAUCCCAACAAGAAUUUAGGCGUACUCUUGUUAGAGUUCUUUGAGCUCUAUGGAAAACACUUUAAUUUUGACCAAACAGGUAUUAGCGUUCGUAAAGGUGGUUUCUAUUUCAGUAAAGCCCAUCGAGGCUGGCAGCGAGAACGGCAGCCAUAUCUACUCAGCAUCGAAGACCCAGCAGAUGAAAGUAAUGACAUAGCGGGCGGCUCACAUAACAUUUUGAGCGUCCGAUCAGUGUUCGCUGGUGCAUUUGAUUUGCUCAGUGCGACACUCUAUCACCGACACUCGAUCCAAUCAUCGCGAGAUGCCGCGUUUGAUGACCGCACAUCCCGCCCGCUCCUUUCGGUCCCUGUUCCUAAGCAACAAGAACAAGCGGCAGAGGACGACCGGCCAGAGAACUCAAAAGACCCGAUGGCCGAAUCUCUCCUGGGCGAGAUCAUGGGUGUCACCAAGGAACUGGUCGAGAAUCGGAAGAAAAACAUGAAGCUCUUCUACAAUGGUACCUUGCAGAGACUAUUGGAGUUACCUCCACCUCAACCUGCUGGAUCAACCGACUCUUCGUCGAAAGUCAAGCCCAAUAAGGUUUCUCGGGUUGAAGACGAUAAUCGGAAGAACCAUCAGAGCACUCGCUCGUCGCAAGCAGCUCAUCUUGACUCUAGACUUCGGAGCCGAAGUUCUUCACCUGCACAACGUGAUCGAAGAAGGGCAGAUGAUCGUGAUCCUAGCCGGGGAGAUGACCGUGAUCAUAGACUGCGAGAUAACGGUGAUCAUCGACUACGAGAUGAUCGUGAUCCUCAACGGGGAAAUGAUCGUAAUCUUCGCCCACGAGUUGAUCGUGAUCCUCGACGACAAGACGAUCGAGACUCACGACGACGAGCGCAUGACGGCCCGACUUCAAACCGAGAUGAGCCGAGGGAAGAUUAUCCAGCGGGCCAAUCACGCCGGCAGCUCAUCCGAUACGACGACAUGGUCGACGACCCUCCAUCCAAAGCAUUAGAGGACCAUGAUCAUCGACGGGGAGAUGAUCGUGACUCUCGCCGACGUGCUAGUCAGAAUUUGAAGCGAGAAGCACCGAGGGAAGACUAUCCAGACGGUCAAUCACGUCGGCCACUCGACCGGCACGACGACCUGUCCGUCCAUUCUCCACGCGAAGAAAGAGGAAAGGCAGACAAGAAAGGCAAACGCAAAGCGCCGACUCGGCACUCACCUCCACCGUUGUGGGUCGAAGAUGUUGAGCCGACAUCGGUGGAUAUCCUGAAGCGGUUCGCCGGCCAGACUGAAGGCCCAAGCCAACCCGCCGAAGAGACUGUAGAGAUCUCUGCGCGCGAUCCUCAACCACGAAUUGUGCUCCCUCAAGCUCGUCGGCCGUCUUCUACACCAAGCAUUGAGAUCGAUGAGCCAGUCCGGAGGAACGGCGUCAAUGGGAAAGCCGACCAGGAAGAUGAACUGGUCGACUCUAAGUAUCGGGCCAUCUCCUCCGCCUCCCAAUCCCACAUCCGAUCACCAACCAACCUCCUUAACAGGAUCACCUCUCCUCCUCCUGAUCCUCCUCCCCUCCCCGCCUCUUUGAUGUUCGAUGAUCAGUCGCUCCUGUCUCGUCAUCAAGUUCGUGGGCUCACUUAUUUCGUCGACGAGGACUCUGACUCUCAGUUCUCUGAACCGGGCCAGAUACGUGAAUGAUUGAUCAAUGUUUCUCUGUCCGUUUAUAUCUAUAUAUCUCUUAUUGUUUAUUGGUAUUCCUUUUUUUUUCUUGAGUGGGAUGUUCUAGAUAAUUUUGAAAGCAUUUUUUUUGGCAUGAAUUGGUGUUCCAUCAACCUAAGAUCAUGAUUGCUAGUAGAGCUCCCGCAAUUGCGGCAUAAAAGCCAUUGAGGGCUUGAUUUGACUAAGUCUAAGUUUCUAGCAGCAAGCAAUACACCCACUCUACAAUGUGUUGGAACUCUUCAAAUAUAAUUUCCUCCGUGUUGGGUUGCCUCUUCUCAGUGAAGUGUUGAUCCUUAGCCCAGAAUAGCCUUCUUUCCAGUCCAUGUCAAAUUGAAAAGCUAUCCUAUUUUUUGGAUCUUUGGGUCUCAGAUUGCAGUUACACCAUCUG